AUGGAGGUAACUGGGACUGUGAGCCACUACAAAGACGGCGCGUUCUUCGUGAUCACGCUAGCCGGCAAGAAGCUGAACUCGCUGACGCUGGGCGACUACAUGGAGCUCGUGCGCUUGAUGCGCGAGGCGGACCAGGACGACGAGGUGCUGUUUACGGUGUUCCAGGGACACGGCAAGAUGUUCUCCGCUGGCGGCAACGUGGAGUCGUUCUCGCGCGUGAGCGUGGAAGGCAAUAACCGGGUCGCAGAGCUGAUGAGACACCCAACGAGCCCGGUGCUUCUUUUCGGCAACACGUUUGCGACGCACUCCAAGGUGACCGUGGCGUGCCUGAACGGGCCGGCGUACGGGUUGUCGGCGGCGUUUGUUCUGAUGUGCGACUUGGUGUACGCGAUGAACGACCAGAUAUACCUGGAGCUGCCGUUUGCGUCGCUGGCGCUGGGCCCGGAGGGUGCGCUGUCGGACACGCUGCCCGGGCUUCUCGGGCGGCAUAUGUCGAACCGGUCGUUGAUUCUAGGGGACCGCAUCCCGUACGCGGCGCUGGAGGGCAAGCUGUUCCCGGGGCACUACGGGCUGCAGGAUCCUGAGGAGUUCAACCGCCGCGUGCUAGGGGAGCUGCGCGAACACCUCAAGACGAUGGACCGCACCACGCUGAUGGGCACGAAGCGGCUGCUGCAGGAGAGGACGCGCCCCGCUUGGCUGGCCGCGAACGCCACGGAAGCGCACAACGCGCUCAACAACUUCGUUCGUGGCGUGCCGCAGCAGCGGUUCUUCGAUGUCACGCAGCGCAUCCGCAAGUCCAAGCUCUGA
Molecule: messenger RNA, 807 nt
Organism: Eremothecium gossypii ATCC 10895
Lineage: Eukaryota; Fungi; Ascomycota; Saccharomycetes; Saccharomycetales; Saccharomycetaceae
Gene: ECI1
Product: dodecenoyl-CoA isomerase
Exons: 1
Coding region: 1-807 (268 amino acids)
Biological process (GO): fatty acid beta-oxidation
Cellular component (GO): peroxisomal matrix
Source: RefSeq, marked provisional